Macrobrachium nipponense is the source of this 2616-nucleotide messenger RNA. RefSeq lists its product as uncharacterized. NCBI's taxonomy places the organism in Eukaryota, Metazoa, Arthropoda, Malacostraca, Decapoda, Palaemonidae. The record is from RefSeq and is a predicted model, not a curated record. Bases 123 to 569 code for a protein of 148 amino acids. The transcript is spliced from 2 exons.
AUAGGUGUCGAGGCAUCGGGCGAAGGAUCUCAUAUUCGUGAGAACGGCUCCUCACAGGACAUCUGGCCAAAGGAUUCAGUGCGGAGGCCAGCUACCAGCGGUACGAGGAAGACGACGCCUCCAUGUACGGCUCCUUCCCUUCGAAGGCGGGAGGCGACAGAGGUGGGCACCUCUCCUACGCUUCGCCCUUGCUGCCCGAAGGCUCAGGCGACGGAAGGGGGUAUUCUUCUACGGGAAGCAGCGGCGUCGAGGGCGGUGGAAGAGCGGGGUUGGUGUGCCGCCUGGACGAUGAAUACGGAGAGGAAGGGGGCGGCCUGGAGGGCAGCAGAGGAGGAGGGGGCGGUCUGGACGUCAGCUACAUCCGAGGGGGAACGAAGGCCUCCCUGGAGGGCAGGAGAAGAGAUUUGGGAGGGGGAGUUGGAGGGGCCCUUGGAGUGGUGGUAGGCAGCGGGAGGGAACUCCUGAGUGAGGAAGCCACUUCCUUAAUCACUGAAGAAGACAUCGACCUCGGGAGACAAAUGACCGUGAGGCUCUUCAGCGGAGGAAUGACGCCGGAAGCGUCAUUAUAAACGAAGGAGGAGGUCUUCUUCUUCUUUUUCUUCUUCAGGAGGCACCUUCCUCCUCACUUCUCAUUCUUCUUCUUCUUCUGUCUCCAUUGUUGUGGACGUUUCGCUAUUUAUUUGGAGUCUCUCUCUCUCUCUCUCUCUCUCUCUCUCCAGGUCCUUAGAAAGCCGUUGUGCAACGCCCAAGACUCUCGUGUGAGGAGAAGGAAGAGUGUCCUUAAUUGAAUCAGAAAUGGAAAUGAUAAGUCUGAUCGCGUACAGAAAAAUGUGUAUGGACCAGCUACUGUUACGUAGCGCAAGGAAUCACUAAUGUCUAAUAGACUACAGAUUUGUACAUUUAAACUUCUUCUCCUCAUGCAAUAGGAGAGGUGGUAUAACAUUUCAUCUCGUUAUAUUCAACUAAAUAUCAGUGCAAAGAGUUUCGUGGAGUUAUACGUAGAUCGGAUCACGAACGAGUGAGAGUUUCAAAGUCAAUUUUUCUACUUCGUUUACAAAAUCUAUUUACAAUUUUUAUGCGCAUUUAUUGUUAUCUUGAUGAAAUAUGAAAAAGGUUAUAUUUUGUAGUGCUACUGAUAUAAAGUUACGAGUUUUAAAAAGUUGUGACAAUGAAAAGAGCUUGACCAUUUAAAAGAAGAUUUGACAUUUUGCGUCACCGGGACCCUUUGGCAUUCAGACCUUCAAGAAGGUUACUAAUACAAAGCUACUACGCUUCUCGAUGGAAAGACAUAAAGAAAAUAUUUUUAAAAAGUUUCUGGCCGCAGCAUGAAACAUAUUGGGACACUGGAAAAAAAACGUUUCACCGGAGGGAGACUUAUUAGGACCCACAGAUAUGCUCAACAACCCGUAAAGCCAAUUUUGAUGUCCGUGAACCCCAUGUGUACUAUGUAUAUGUAUCGUUUCUAAUGGCGAUUCGAAACCAGGAUCGCCCCGUUGGUAGUUCCUUAUAGUAAGAAACAUAUCAUAAUGAUAUGAAAGUAUGGUGCAGUGCCGCCAGCUUUUGUACGUACGAGUACAAAGAAUAUUUCCCCGUUUCUCUUUCAUCGCCGUUUCCUCAUAGUUACUAUAGUAGAUUCACAUCAACUGUGCAUCUGAUGUCUUGGACAGUCCCUUCCGACGCUCCCGAUUGGCUAUUCAUAAGCCAAUCACGGGGCUGGAAACUCUCCUCAGUCUCUCUCGAGAGAGUUCACAUGGGUAGGAUCUAUGUUCCACCUCUCCUGAGGGAUACUUCUUUCAAAAGUAUCCCUAGGAGAGGUGGAACCUACAUCCUGCCUAUGUGAACUCUCGAGAGAGACUGAGGAGAGUUUCCAGCCGUGUGAUUGGCUUAUCAAGAGCCAAUCAGGAGCGUCGUAUGGGCCUUGCCUAGACAUCAGAUGCACAGUUGAUGUGAAUCUGCUAUAGUACCUCGAGAUGGACACACCCACUACAGCAGCAUUUUCCGAUUAGUCUUAAUAUAAAAAAAAAAUAUGUACAGUGUCGGUUCAACCUCUUACUGUGUAAAUCUUGGAAGGAGGACUUCGUCUAUAUUAUCCCUCAGAAAUCAGUUUUCCACUUGUUUUUACUCAUUUUUAUGGAUAGUAAGUCUAUAAAGUGAUCUUCAUCCCCUUACUGUGUAAUCUUGGAAUAAGGAUGUGGUACAUAUCACCCUUCAGAAAUCAGUUUUACACUUUUUUUUUUUAAUCAAAUUUUAUUGGUUUUAAAUCUUCAGAGUGCUCAGCCAAUUAAAAGGGAUUGCAGUAUCAAAGACUGUUUUCUAUAAGUAAUCUUGUUUACAAUAUUUUGUUAUUAUCUGUCAAACAUUAAUUUUUGAAAUAAAAUUCUCGCAUUCAUACCUUAAAAAUACAUCCAUUUAAGAAUAAUGGUUACAUUUGACUUAUAUCUUGAAAGAUAGAACUUAACACAAAACAUUUUCUCACGUUUUAUUUACAUUGCUUAAAUCAUUCAGUUUCAAAAGUUAUAUAUAUAUAUAUCACAGAACAUAUCAUCAUCAUCAUCAUAAUGUUUGCAUGCAGUUAAAUUUGUCGUGAUGUCUGAAGUAAAAUGAAAAACAUUACCA